Molecule: messenger RNA, 1293 nt
Organism: Drosophila montana
Lineage: Eukaryota; Metazoa; Arthropoda; Insecta; Diptera; Drosophilidae
Product: inner centromere protein A
Exons: 5
Coding region: 72-1166 (364 amino acids)
Source: RefSeq, a predicted model, not a curated record
UAUUGUUCAGUACUCACAAAGAAAUACAGACAGACAGUCCCCAAGUUAGAAUACAGACACAAAGUGAAGACAUGCAACACGUUGAGGCAUCGGUAGCAGAAGAUUUCGCGCGCAUACGUGAAACACAAAUCGAUAAUGUUAUACGACUGCUGGAAUCCUCUAUUGGGCGGAUCAAAAUAUCGAUCAUAUUGCCCCGAUUGGCCAGUGAUUUGGAUAAUGUGGAACCUGUGCUGCGUAACACCGCUUACGAGCCGGCCAUAAAUCUGUUAAGGAGACUGAAGGGUUUAGAUGCCGUCAAUACACAGAUGUUUAAUUUCGAAGUCCUCCAAACGAUUGACUAUUUUCAAUCGAACUAUAAGAUGUACGAAAUGUUUCCAAGGUAUCUCAAUAAUGUAUCUGCCUACGAUAAAACACUGUUAAUUGCCUUUGAAACGAUCCUGGACGUGGCCAAGCGUCAUCUGUGGCGCACAUCCAAGGCUGAGAUAAACAUGGAGCGUCAGCUGCGUAUCAUGUACCAGGAGAGAGAAGAGACAAGGGAGCGCAUUGAGUAUUACAAAAAGAAGUUAAGAUCAAAGACUGCGCUUUUGCGCUGGAGACGGGCCGCCCAAUUCCUGAUAGUAGAAAAACAAGAGGCUGAUCUGGCCAGCAGAAAGUGGAAGAACAAUGUGCGCAUCCAGAACGAAAUUGAGAAACAUAGUCAAACUCUAAGCGAGAAUCACAAGGCGAGCAUGCAAAAGCAAAUUGAAUUGGAGGAGGAAUUGGAAAAAGCGCGAGCCGAAUACGAAAAGGUGAUCACAAAUAAUGCGGAAAGGGAAAAGGAUUUGCGCGCUGAAAAAAACAAACUGUUGAUUCAGCUUGAGAAUGCUCUACACAGGUACGACUCGAAUGUUGGCGAAAAAUUGCGAGAGAAUCUUGAAUUGGAGGAUAUGUAUAAUGCGGCAAAAAAAGAAUUGGAUGAUUUCAUGGUACACUAUCGCAAAGAAGAGGCCAUCUACAAUAGGAUUGUCGUCCAAUAUGAACUGGAGGAACAGCGCAAGCAGCAACAGAGAAUUAUGAUCUUCAUGAUGAAUCGGGCUGCUCGCAAGAUACAAGCAUAUUGGCAAGAAUGGCGCCGAGCUAAGCUGAAGAAAGCUCGGAAAGCCGCCAAAAAAGGGAAAAAGAAGUGAACGGAGCAUGUAAAUGAUAUUUUUCUUCAUCUAUGUAAGGUUAACAUUAACACUAACAACAUUAACAUAACAUUAACAAUAAACAUAAAAAAGGCUCGAUAUUUGUAGACGAAAUAUCUGAAACUAA